GGUUGCUGUGUGUUGAGGCAGUCGCCAGUCUAACGGGACCAGUGGAUACGUUAACAUCGUCGCGACGCAACAUCGGUUGCAACAACAGAUUCGUGAGCUCAUUUCGGAUGCUCGUCGUGAUGGCUGCUCCCCACCGACAGCCCCCCGCGUCGUAAGUGUCUGGCAGUCUGAAGUCUAGUGUCUGCUGGUGUUUGGUGUUUGCUGUUUGUUGGUCCCACUCAGUUGAAAGGAUACAAAAUCCAUGAAUACGAAUAUUAUGAAUAACAAUAUGAAUAACCGUAUGAAUAUGAACAUGCAUACGAGUAUAUUGACCAGUUGUAAAAGCCAUCACAAUCGACGCCGUUGCUGAUGAUAACAAUAAAAUACGAGAGAGUAUGAAAAUUGCAAAAAAUGCAAAUUGCCAAAUCUGAGGGCGAACAAUAAAAUCGACCAUAAAGAACAUCAAAUCAAGAGCAGACGCUAACCAACGAUAAUAUUGGCCAGCACACACACACACACACACCCACAUAACCAGUCGAGGACAGCAACAACAACUACAACAAUAACAGGAGCAACAAUAACAUCACUCUGGCCGGUGGCAAUGGCCAAGUCGCAGCACAAUCCCACACAGCAUCUGCAAUGGCAGCAGCGCCGGCAAUAUCAACCCCAACACCAACCCCAACCCUUAACACGGACUCUGCCCCUUAUCCUGACUGGCAAAUGCCGGCACGUGCACUACGAGAGCUCCUGGAGCGCUGGCUGGAGGAGAUUCGCCUGGCUGUUAGCUGUUGUAUGCCUGCUGACGCGGCCCGUCAUGCCGGAAGUUAUUUAUCGAGUUGAUCCUUUGGCUCUGUUGGCGGCCACCUUGCGGACGUACCAACGUGCCGGAUGCGAUUCAGAGCAGCUGUCACUCAGCUGUCCACGUGGCACUAGCAUUUCCAUAGAGCUAGCCCAAUAUGGACGAGCGGGAGAUUUAUCCGACCACAGUCUGUGUCCGCCCGUCUCGCAAGAGGACCUCACCACGACCGGAAGUGCCGGCGAUGCUGUCAUCCACAGCGGCACCGAAAUCGAAGUCAAACCGCCGGAAACGUGUACCGUAAGCGGAUUACAGUACGCCCUGCUGCAGACUGUGGUGGACGCCUGCCAAAAGAAGAGGCACUGCAAGUUCGCUGCGAAUUCCAAAACGCACACAACUGGAGAUCCUUGCUCGGGCAUACGAAAAUUCGUGGAGAUUGCCUACAAAUGCCGUCCAUACGAAUUCCGCAGCAAGUUGGCCUGCGAGAAUGACAACAUGCCACUGAUGUGCAAUCCUUACUCCCGCAUUGCCAUCUACAGCGCCUCCUUUGGCCACACGGAGCGCGAAAGUGUCCAGUGCGGUGGCCAAGGAGCGCCAGCUGGAAAUGUCCUCAUAAACCGUGAGGAUAAUGGACAGCCAACCUGCCUCGUGUCCUAUGCCACGGAGACAGUCAUGCAGAUCUGUCAUGGCCGACGACGCUGCUCGGUGACCGCCGAUGCCGGCACCUUUGGGCGACCCUGCAAGACGGAUGUGCGCAUGUAUCUAAAGGUCGUCUACACAUGCAUUCCCCGCAAGGUACUCAAGGAUCGCUAUGAGACGGCUCCAGAGGCGGAUGAGCCGCAGCAGACUGAUCUGGAUCUGGACCAAGAUGAGCUCUAUGACGAGGAUCAGUUCUACAAGGAGUCGGAGGCGAUUCCACCAGCUCCAAAGCUACAAGGUGCCAAUGUGGGACGAUCCUUUGACUUUGACUUGAGCUCGGCUGGAGAGGAAUCCACAAGCACGCUGCUUCCACCGCUCUUGUCCCGCAAUGAUGCCUCAUUGGAGGAGCGACUACAGUCAUCUGUGCGUUUGUUGGACCGCAUAAAAGAGUCAUUCAACCAUCCAUUGGAGGCUGAGGAGGCAACAUUGGCCAAUGACCACAUUAGCACUACAACCGAUAAUAAUGAUGUGGAUAAUGCAAUCGAGCUCGAGACAAAGACAGAGGCCACCAAUUCUGUUACUGAUUCUGAUGAUGUCAAUGCUAAUACAGAAUCUGGUUAUGCGAAAAAAAGAAACUUCUUCAAUCGGCGCAAGUGUCAGAUGGCUGAUGAUUGGGGGCCAAUAGGUCUCAACUGUACCGAUGAGGACAUUGUCACCGAACGUGUCGAAGUGGUUGGUUUCUUGGCAAAUUGGCUGAACACCUAUCUCUACAUCCGAAAGCAUCAGGAGCAGUUCUAUCUCUAUCUCAUCAUAUCGGUUACUGCCGGUGUGCUUCUCUGUCUGACAAUUGUCAUUGGUCGACUCACUCUGCAACGGAGAGGCGGACGCAAGAAGAGAAGCUCCAGUGUCAGCAACGUGGAGCGGCAGGAGGAGCGGCAGGAGGAGUGGGAUCAGGUGGAAGUGGAGGUGGAAAUGCUGGCAAUUUCCAACAGUUGA
Messenger RNA from Drosophila innubila, 2410 nucleotides. RefSeq lists its product as uncharacterized. The record is from RefSeq and is a predicted model, not a curated record. Lineage: Eukaryota; Metazoa; Arthropoda; Insecta; Diptera; Drosophilidae. Gene Ontology annotation, molecular function: carbohydrate binding. The coding region runs from base 581 to 2410 and encodes 609 amino acids. The transcript has 11 exons.